Daldinia vernicosa is the source of this 2977-nucleotide messenger RNA. RefSeq lists its product as uncharacterized. The record is from RefSeq and is a predicted model, not a curated record. NCBI's taxonomy places the organism in Eukaryota, Fungi, Ascomycota, Sordariomycetes, Xylariales, Hypoxylaceae. The transcript has 5 exons. The coding region runs from base 537 to 2615 and encodes 692 amino acids.
GAGCUACCCCGCUUCUACGUGAUAUUGUUCUGACCUUCGGCGGGCUUUACUGAAUUAUACCAGCCUACACCAACUUACCUACACCGUGGAUCAAGAGAGAUUAGUACCAAAAGCGGCAACUUUCUGUGCUUAGAUUCUAAUAGAUAUUCAGUAGUCGAUAUUAUUACUGCAUAGUUAUAUCCUUGUUUAUUUGAUUAGGUUUUGUGUCUGGUUCUGGUGUGGUGUGGCUAAGUCUCUCAUUAGCUGUCAGGACAAUGCUGCAGGACAGCCCGAUCUCGUUCACUACCUUUUAACAGCCAGCUCGCAAAACUACCGCCUCAGAGCAAUUUUUCUCUUUAAAUCCCCGAGGAGCUCGUCUGUGUGAUCCCCUUUCUUCACGACCAUGGAAUUGUUCUCGUCGAAGCACUAUCGUGUGAGCUUGAUUCCUUGGAGACGUCAGAGGGUGAAUAUCGUCCCCCCGGCUUAAAUUUAUUCAGCUCUUAUCCUAGCUUGCCAACCAAAGCUAUUGGGGGGCGACUCUUCUGGCAGACUUCACCAUGGAAGACUAUCCGAUGUCACCACUGCUGAUGGCGCCCUACAAAAACGACAUCGACGCUACUGGCCUGGGUAAAAUUAAUUCGUUUGCCAUUACCUGCGAGUUUCUCGAUUCUCUACGCACAUCAGCAAACGUGUCCGGUGGGGCGUUUGCUACUACUCCCAACUUACAGCAUCUUCAUAACUUCUCUAUUCCCGCAUUGCGAUUCGACCGUCCGAUGAACAAUACCUUACAGGCCUCUCCACUUAUGCAUCCUAGUCUGAUGGACAAUUCGUCCAAUAGUUGGGAUAAAGAACAAUGGCGCUUCCUUUGGUGGUUCGUCUGGAAAAUUGAUGGUUACUGUGAAAAGCUUCAAGAAUGCUUUGACCAAAACAUACCAUCUGAUUUAAAGGACUGGUUGGCAACACGCAAUAAUUCGACCGAAAUACGGAACGUCGGUCUACGGGGUCUUGGCGACAUAUUACAAGAUAUCAUUCCUUCCGAAUUUCACGAGAUACUCCCUAUUAUGAUUGUUCAACACGCGAUUUUCCAUUACACCUGCGAGACCAAUUCUUUCGAGAGCGUCGAAUCUGCGUUCACCGGCUGGAGAAAUAGGAUCCCUAUAAUACAGACUCACCAGUCAAGCCUUGAUCUGGUAUUCGAGCGGUUAAAGUCAGCAGAUCGAUCGUCUGGGAAUACUCAGCUCGCUCGACCCCACAUACAAACCCCCCUUUUCGAAACAGGUAGUAAAUUUACGAAUCUUGGUUUUACCUGUUAUCCGCAAUCUAUUACCGACAGCUCCUUAUAUCCACCUAGGAACCUGGUCCCCAGCCCCGAUACAAGCCCGUGGACCCUAUCUGGAGAUCAAAGUUUUGCUUCUGGUGCUGGUGAUAGCAGCCUGGGUGAUAGAUAUAUGGCGGGCUACCCCUUGGAUCCUGUGCCGAAGUUCAACUAUUAUGAACCGUCAAGGUCCGAAAAUAUCAUGCCUUAUACUCCGGCAACGAAUUUAAAUGGUCCAUUUUCUUCGAACGAGAUUGAGAAUUCUGCAUUUCAGAGCCAGACCCCUCGACGCGUCGGACAAGUAUAUGGGUUAUCCCCAUCGCCCAGCUAUCCUCAAUACGAAGCUGGGAUGAGCUCAAUGUCUCUCAGCCAUUCCACGCCAUUCACUAUUUUCAUGAAGUUUAUAGAUAACUUUACAAACCAGGGUGGCUUGCCUCACCUUUUCUCUCAGGGGUCGAUCCGUUGGACCAAACGACCAUUAACUUCGAACGCUCUGGUAUCCGAAAAGCAAUUCUUCAAGAACGCCGAUAGUUUAUUCUUUGAUCCAUUGAAGACUCUGGUCUCGCAUUCAUUACAGGACCCUAUAAUCCAAGCAAUAAUUUCGACCACGUCGUCGCUGAUAUUACUUGGCGGGUUGCAUUCAGUUCCAGACGUUGCGGAUUAUAUGAUCAGCCUAGGAACACAUUUAUUACCUAGCCCUGAUUUAUGUCGCGAGUUUGCUCGGAUGGUUUUGCAAACCUGUUCUGAGGCUGGUGCAACAAGUUCUCCUAAUAGGUCUACUCGAGGUCGAGGCCAGAGUCGGAGUCGGGAUCUCGAGAAGCGCAUCGAUGAGAUAGUAAAGAACUACAGCGGAGCGUAUCACCCGGCGCAUUUACUUCAGCCUCAUAGCACUCGUAGAAGUCAUCGAACGUUACAACCUCGACAACCUAUCGCUACCUCGCGAGCCAGCAGCAGCCAGCCCGCGCCAUCUAUCAUCGAUUCAUCAGCAAGUAAUAUACAUAGCUUCGUGGAUAACAGCAUCGAAAUAUCUAACGUGACCAGCAAUACCACGCCGUCUGUGACAAGUACCGCACAAUGUGAAGAGUGCGGUAAGACCUUCACCGGUAGACACGUCAGCUCACACUUGUCCCGCCAUAAGCGACAGCACCGAACCGGUCAUGUAACCAUAGAGUGCCCUUACUGUGGCAAGGCCUUUCAUCAUGUACGCACCGAUAACAUACGGACGCACUGCCGAAAUGUCCACAGGCGCGAGCUCCCUGAAAAUGGGAAAGAGUACUGGUCGCGGUUCACUGGUACGCAGCUCGGAGGUCAGAACAACUGACCUGUGGGCACUUCGAAGCCCAUGUCUAAGCGCUGACCCUCUCCUCCCCCUCUCCGUCGAUGGUCUGUCUUGUUCCGUUCUCUUAUCGAAUGCAAAUUUGCAAUAUCUCACGGUCUCACGGAUUUCACUACCUAUAAAUACCCUCGCGUACGAUUUAUGUUCAUUUUCUAUACGGUACUUUAUUGGAUAUCUGGGGUUGGAUCCGCCCCUUUUUAAUUUUUUGCUAGGCGUUUGAAUAGCAUAUCUUGAUUGAGACGCGGAUUAAGCUAUAAAAUCGGACAGGACAGGACACACAGUACUGGAUCUUAAAGAAGAGUCAGAAGGUCUCGGUAAAUAAGUGCUCGGAGUUGAUUACUGCAUAG